Molecule: messenger RNA, 3938 nt
Organism: Grus americana (Whooping crane)
Lineage: Eukaryota; Metazoa; Chordata; Aves; Gruiformes; Gruidae
Gene: NKX2-1
Product: NK2 homeobox 1
Exons: 3
Coding region: 402-1502 (366 amino acids)
Biological process (GO): cell differentiation; regulation of transcription by RNA polymerase II
Cellular component (GO): nucleus
Molecular function (GO): DNA-binding transcription factor activity, RNA polymerase II-specific; RNA polymerase II cis-regulatory region sequence-specific DNA binding
Source: RefSeq, a predicted model, not a curated record
AUCCACCCCAGGCUAUCGGGGCAUCCAUACCUACAAACAGCCACUUCCCCCGGGUCCCCACGCGGGGCAGCGGCGGAGGGGUGCGGUAUGGCCGCCGGGCCGAGGCGUGCCCCGGAGCCCCGCCGCCCCCUCCCUGGCACGGCGGCUCCGGGAGCCCUGCCCUGGCACCCCGUACCUGGCCCCACCCUGGCCCUCUUGGCCGGGAACGGCCCGGCAAAGGAAAAGACGCGGGGGGGGGGGUGUCGGAGGAGGAUUAGGGCAGGAGGGCUCAGCCGUCCGCCAGGAAUUGGGGAAGGAGGUAAAAGAGCUGCUAGGAGGCGGCUCUGCCCUCGCUCAGAGCCUUGCGAGUGUGGCCACCAAGGGCUGGUGGCGAAGGGGCCCCGAGACACCCCAGAUGCGAGAUGCUCCACGCCCUGAGCAGCUGGAGGAGCAACUGUGCGUGCGCUGCGGAGGGCCGCCGAAUCAUGUCGAUGAGCCCAAAGCAUACGACUCCUUUCUCAGUGUCUGACAUCUUGAGUCCUUUGGAGGAAAGCUACAAGAAAGUGGGCAUGGAGGGCAGUAACUUGGGGGCUCCCUUGUCAGCCUACAGACAGUCUCAGGUUUCUCAGCCGGCCAUGCAGCAGCACCCCAUGGGCCACAACGGAACAGUGACUGCCGCCUACCAUAUGACAGCGGCAGGGGUCCCCCAGCUCUCCCAUGCUACGAUGGGGGGCUACUGCAAUGGGAACCUGGGCAACAUGAGCGAACUCCCGCCUUACCAGGACACCAUGCGGAACAGCGCUUCGGCGACAGGAUGGUACGGCACCAACCCGGACCCCCGCUUCUCCUCAAUCUCCCGCUUCAUGGCGCCGUCCUCGGGCAUGAACAUGGGCGGCAUGGGCAGCCUCGGCUCUCUGGGAGACGUGAGCAAGAGCAUGGCCCCGCUCCAGAGCACACCGCGGAGGAAACGGAGGGUCCUUUUUUCCCAGGCCCAGGUUUACGAGCUGGAGAGACGUUUCAAGCAGCAAAAAUACCUCUCCGCCCCGGAGAGGGAACAUUUAGCCAGCAUGAUACAUCUCACCCCGACUCAGGUCAAAAUCUGGUUCCAGAACCACCGUUACAAGAUGAAACGCCAGGCCAAAGACAAGGCUGCGCAGCAGCAGAUGCAACAGGAGAACGGCUCUUGCCAGCAGCAGCAGUCUCCCAGAAGGGUGGCGGUGCCAGUGCUUGUAAAGGAUGGCAAGCCCUGCCAAGCAGGCUCCAACACACCCACAGCAGCUAUCCAGAGCCAUCAGCAGCAGGCAGCUACAACGAUCACAGUGGCUACCAAUGGCAACAGCCUCGGACAGCAUCAGAGCCACCAGACAAACAGUGCGGGGCAGUCUCCAGACAUGGGACAGCACUCGGCCAGCCCUUCCUCUCUGCAGAGCCAAGUCUCCAGUUUGUCUCACCUAAACUCUUCUACUUCUGACUAUGGCACUGCCAUGUCUUGCUCCACCUUGCUAUACGGUAGGACCUGGUGAAAGGAUUAAACAAAGCAAAAAAAAAAAAAAAGCAAAAAAAAAAAAGCGCAGAUUUUCCCAGUCACACAAAUCUCUGUCCUGUCCAAACUACUGGGUGUUUUUCUUUUCCUUUUUUUUUUUCUUUCUUUUUUAAUGCUUCCCCCCCCUCCCCCCGUUUUACUGAGUGGUUCUCUGAGAACCUCUGAGAGAGAGAGAGAGAGAGACUUUUUAUCGUUCGGUUUUGUUGUCAUUCUUGAUGGUUUUGGGUCUUUCUUUUUUCUUUUUUUUUUCCCAAGGUUGUUGUAUGGGGUGUUAAAAAAAAUAUAUGACUAAUAACCACGGAGCAGUCUGCAGAAAGGGGACCGUCGUUAGGAAUGGUCCGAAGGCUUGGAUUUCAGAUGUACACUUUGCCAGCGUCUAGGACUUGCAUGUAAAUAUAGAGAUUUUGGGGGAUGGGGUGGUUUUCCCCCCCAAAAAAAAACGCAUUCGCGUCACCCAGACACAAGAAGCAGCUUCCCCCCUCCCCCGGUCUCCUCUCCCAGCCCCGCCGCCAGGGCCAGCGGAUGGAGACGUGGAGUCAUCAAAGGCUUGGCUUUUAUUUUCCUUCUUACGUUUGAUGUGAACCUGUAGCUGUAUAAUGCUGUCAAAAGUUGGACUAAACCCAUAGUUUUUAGUAGCCUGUAUAUUUUGUUGUAAAAAGAAAAAGAAAAAAAAUACAAUCAACCAAACCAACCCCCACCUUUUUUAUGGACACUGAUCGCCCCGUCGUAAAUCCUCUGGCAGUUUGUUAUUUGCGCACGCCGCCUUUUCCUGUUGUAACUUAUGUAGAUAUUUGGCUUAAAUAUAGUUCCUAAGAAGCUUCUAAUAAAUUAUACACAUUAUGAAUAUUCUUUUUUUUAUUUCCUUUUGGUUUCCCCUCCCGACCCUCCCUUCCCCGCAUCUCUUUUUUUUUUCCCUCUCUCUUUUUUUUUUUUUUUCCUUUUAAUGGAAAAACAACCCGGGAUGCUGCCAAACUGCUGCCCCUCCCAGGGCCCGGACCCUGUUCCCAGAGGGGAACUGCGCCAGGGAGUUAACGGGAUACGGGAUCAGUCCUCAGCGUGCAAAAGUGACAAGCGAACGCGUGGGAUUCACAAACUCGAGGGCGAAGGGAUCGAGUCCAAAUUCAUUAGCCCGAUUAUUGGGGGGGCGGGGGGCACCUCAGAGACUUCUUGUUAGAGAAAGCAAAGUAUUCCGGGAGUAGAAAUUCAAAUGCCAAAGGCACGGAGGAGAAAGAAGGUAAAAGCCUAACGCCACUAGAAACAAAUUAACGAAGAAUCUGCUGACAGUAUAGAACAUGCGGCCGAUUUAAAGAGCGUCCAGUUUUAAUACCUUGUAAAAAAAAAAAAAGAUAAUUUCUACCAGGUUUUCCUAUGUACUUGUAUUUUAAGGGAAGUACAGUCACCUUAUUUAUAAUCAAAAUAAAAAGAUAGUUUAUUGUGUACGACACGUAGUUUGAAUUAACUUUCUUUAUCAGACUGUAUUUAAUUUUCUACACAUACCCACCUCCGCAAGCACACAGACGACCACGCAGUUUCUCCUGCACAUGUCCACCUCGUUACCCGGGCGAGAGGUUAGCUGCAGGCUGUAUCUCAGUUUAACGUAGAUUUUUCUGUAGUGGUUUGGGAAGCUUGUAAAGAAGGAGAUUAAAAGAAAGUGCGUGUGCGCGCACGUGUGUGUUGUGCGUGGGUGUGCGUGGGUGCGCGGACUGCGCGCCUCGCUGAGACACCGAGGGGCGGUUGGUAGGAAGGCAAAUAUUAUGGGUAACGCAACGCAUUUAGAUAUUAACUUUGCUGUAAAUAUAUAUAAAGCAUAUCAAGCUAAGCAGCUCGUAUCGGACAAGCCCGAAAUACAUGUAAUUCGCUCUUUCGGGUUCCAAAUAUCCCUCUUGUGAGUGUAACAAAAUAACAAUUCCCCCAUCCUAAAAGACCUCGUAGCGUGUUUUCCUUCGCAUCUCCUGCUCGGUUUCGGUUUUUUCCUCCAGAUCCCCUCAGCUAAACCACAGAAGUGAAUUGCAGUCAUUGAAAGACUUCUGAAUUACAGAGGUGUUAUGAAAUGCUCCUAUUUUUUAAGAGAAAGAAAGUAGUUUGCCCGGGAUGGAAACAACCCAACCUCCAGUUUAAGUAGCAGCUUUCGAAAGCUCCAGUCUUUUAUUUAUACAAGAUAGUCGGUGUUAUUCGAACACCAAGUACCAGUUUGGAUGGAGAAAAAGGGAAAAAAAAAAUUAUCGGAUUCUUUCUGCCUCCCCCUCCCCUUAUUUCUAACUAGAGGACAUCACGUGUGUCAACAGGAAUUUCGAGACCUUUCAUUCUUUAUAUUAUGUCUUGCUUUAUACAGCGACAUUCUCAACUAACCCAAAGAAUAUUCCUUUUUUUUUUCUUUUUUUUUUUUUCUUUUUCUUUCUCUACGCAGAAUAUUCGU